AUGUCUCUUGCAAGAUCACCAAAAGACAUUGAAAAAGACAUUGCCAACAUAGAGCAUGCCCUACUGACUGUGUCAGAAGUUCGCUCUUCACUCAAACACUUUACAGAUAUAGUUCGAGCAGAACAGAAAGGACCCAACUUUGUACAAUCAUUCUCUGACAGACUCAAGUGCGUGAAACGUGAUUUGAAUACAUUAUCUGCCGAGGGCGAGAAUCUCAAAGGUGCUCUGGAACACGCACAAAUUGCAGCCAACGAAAACAAGUUCAAUUGGGAGCUGAUAAAAAGCGAGGCAGAAAAAGAAGCGGCAGAAGAAGAAAUUAGAUAUAGAGAGGAGGAAGCUAAUUCAGGGAAAGCAAAAGAGCUGGGGUCCAUAGUAAAAGCAAGUGCACAUCAUGCGUACAAAGAGCUGUCUUCAGUAGUGCUUGAAAGAAAAUCCACUUUGACACCAUCAGAACCUCUCUUCUUCACAAAAAACAUACAUGAAUGGCUAACAGAGAAAAAAACCGAUAAUGCUGAUCUGUUCGUUAAUUUCAUCAAGGAGGAGCAACAGACACUGAGUGGAUCAACAUGCCGAAUUCAGAUAUACGCACGCAAGGCUUUAGUGGCAGAUUUGGAACUGGAAUACGAACGAGGAUCGGAUACGCUCGUGAUUCAUCAAUACGACAUUAAGAGUGUGAAGGAAGAGAAACAAUCAUGGCAGGAUUCUCAGUACCUGGUGUUUCAAAAGAUGAAUCUGUUGGCCACUACAGCAUUUGAGGACAUGCUGGUCUUUUUUGCUAGAGAAGCAUUGUAUAAUAUAUUAAACUGGUUUGCAAGCUAUCAUGAUCUGUUUGUUUCACCAUGCCAACGUUGUCAUAAGCUGCUCCAAUUCGAUUCGCCACAAUACAGAUACUUGCCGCCCAUGGUGAGAACAUGGGCAAAGAAGCAACCUAUACAUCAAAACGAAGAUGUGCCAAUGGCACAAAGCACAGGUGUUCCAUAUCACAUGCGAUGCUACACGGAAUACAGGAACAAUCAUGCCAUGUAG
This is a messenger RNA of Mucor velutinosus, 1026 nucleotides long. RefSeq lists its product as uncharacterized. The transcript has 9 exons. Lineage: Eukaryota; Fungi; Mucoromycota; Mucoromycetes; Mucorales; Mucoraceae. Bases 1 to 1026 code for a protein of 341 amino acids. The record is from RefSeq and is a predicted model, not a curated record. Gene Ontology annotation, biological process: regulation of transcription by RNA polymerase II. Gene Ontology annotation, cellular component: mediator complex. Gene Ontology annotation, molecular function: transcription coactivator activity.